Messenger RNA from Linum tenue, 521 nucleotides. Lineage: Eukaryota; Viridiplantae; Streptophyta; Magnoliopsida; Malpighiales; Linaceae. The record is from the annotation of a GenBank genome assembly.
AUCAUAAUUGCAGCUGAUUAAGAAAGGAUUACAAACAAUGUGCUGCUGUCUAGUUGCUCUAACUUUUUUCCACAGAUCAAAGCAGCAGUACAUGUGAACUUCUUCUAGGAAAUGGAGCUUUUUUCAUAUGAUCCAGAACCAUCCCAGAACAGAUCCAGAUACCAAACCAAUCCCUAGAAACACAAUCAUCACAAUUGCAGCCAGCUCAGCCUCGGAACCAGGAACCGAUUUCGGGGCGAGGAUCAUUAGGACACUUGUCAGAUACCCAUUUGUCACGCCGAGCAUGAAUGUCAGGACCACAACUGGAACUUCUGAUCUCAGCCACUUGGUUGGUCCAUGGAGGCAAGCUGCAAACAAAGGAUAGAACAGCAGCCUCAGGAAACAACCCCAGAACAGGAUACCAGUCACUCAACAGGUUUGACUUGACAUCUUCUGCUAGGAAUCCUGGGAAGAUCGAGAGAGUGACGAGGUAGAUUGUCAGAACUGCAACAGCUGGCCACUGGAUUUUCCUAGCCACGGAC